Molecule: messenger RNA, 381 nt
Organism: Colletotrichum scovillei
Lineage: Eukaryota; Fungi; Ascomycota; Sordariomycetes; Glomerellales; Glomerellaceae
Exons: 2
Coding region: 1-381 (126 amino acids)
Biological process (GO): carbohydrate metabolic process
Molecular function (GO): hydrolase activity, hydrolyzing O-glycosyl compounds
Source: RefSeq, a predicted model, not a curated record
AUGAUAGCAGCCCCCGAGUACGAAUGGGAGAAGGAAGACUCUGCCGUUCUCGAGGGACCGUACGGAGUAAUUUCGCCUUGUGGCACGAUUUACGUAGUCUACUCAGCCGACUCUUGCAGCACGCCGGCGUACAAGCUCGGCGCCAUGAAGUUCGCUAAAGGCGGCGAUCCGCUCAGCCGAAGCUCAUGGACCAAGUUAUCCCAGCCCAUCUUCGAAACCAAGAACGGACUAUAUGGACCUGGCCAUAAUGCCUUUUUCAAGAGCCCCGACGGGACACAGGAUUGGCAGGUGUUCCAUGCCAACCUUAAUCCUGGCGAUGGAUUUGACCUGGGCGACCCUCUGCCAGUCGGCACUGAGAUCAAUCCACCUAGUGGCGAGUAA